Molecule: messenger RNA, 2467 nt
Organism: Penicillium brasilianum
Lineage: Eukaryota; Fungi; Ascomycota; Eurotiomycetes; Eurotiales; Aspergillaceae
Source: the annotation of a GenBank genome assembly
CGAUAACGCGAUUCUGCUUUUGAGGUGUCUCGCUUUACCACGAAAAAAAAUAUGACGGUGUGCACAGAAUCUAGUCGUAUCUUCCUCGUCGAACUUACUCUGAGACCAUGGCUGAAGCGAUAGGGUUUUUGGCUGGGAAAUGAUUGGACCCAAGCGGGGCGUUCGUGCGGGGAAAGUCCGAGUCCGGGGAGUUUUGUGUUGGUAAAUCCUCAACUCCUUCCUCCAACCAUCUUUCCUCCGCCACUAUCGCCUCGUACUGCGGCAGCGUGAUACCUCAGAUCAGAUUUGAUCCAUGUCCGUCUCGACAGCCCCCAGGAGAGAGCCGCCCUAUCGGCCAUUUCAAUGUGUCAUCUGCCAGGCGCGGUUUAGUCGAGGCGAGAACCUCAAACGCCAUGCCGCUGUACAUAGCCGGUCCCAGGACAAAGCAGCGCUUGCUUGUCCGCUAUGCACGGUGACUUUUUCCCGCGCGGAUCUGCGAAGUCGACAUAUGAAGAGAAAACAUCCAGGAAAUGAAGACCAACGACAGCCUCCAAAGCGGCCACGACGACCGAUUGCCAAUCAAAGCAGUGAGAGGUGGACAGAGCGACCCGACGUUGAAGGCUCACUGUCCCCCGCAGAAAGUGAAGCGGAUGGAUUGUACCACUCACAGCAAGGAGGCUAUGACACGAUGGACUCACCAGGCGAUCCGCAUGCCAUUGACAGGAUAGUCCAGAGUGCGAGUAUACUAGAGCGGAAUCUACUUUUAGGGACCUCUCUGCUCGACAACUCCCAAGACUUCCAUGAUCCUCAUUUCCAAUCAACCACCACCACCACACACAACGAAUCCCAACAACCCUCUUUCGCCAAUCUCAGCAUCCCUCCCGAAAUCUCCAAUGCGUUACUGGUGACCGGUCUGACUCCACCUCAAGAAGAAACAUCCUUAUCUUCAUUUCAAGUUACACGAGGCUGCGAUCUGUUCUUUACGCAUGUUUCGCCUUUCCUCCCCUUUGUACAUCAAUCAACCUUCGACUUUGCUCAGGCAGCGCCUGAAUUGAUUCUUGGCAUGCUAUCUCUGGGUUAUCAAUACGGGGAAGAUCCCGAUUUGGGUGACAAAGAAGGAUCGGGCGCCAGCUUGUCUACACGCUGCUUCCAUCAAGCUCGAACCAUGCUUGCCUCGGCAGAGGCGAGUACGGAAGACUUUUCAUACAAUUUAGAAAUCGUCCAGUCUUACCUGCUUCUUCAAAUAUGUGCCAUGAUGUACCUCUGCGGUACGGAUUCGGCGUAUGGGCUGAAGAUGCAUUCCAACAUGAUUUCUCUCGCCCGGGCUAGCGGCAUAAUGCAGCCAAGACCGAAAGAGCUAUCCACAUCUACGGAUCUGGAAUCAUUAUGGCGAGAGUUUGUGCGAGCCGAGUCUCACAAGCGAACGGUUUUUGCUGUCCAUCAAAUCGACGCACUCUGGUAUCAGUUCCUGUCAAUUCCUCGCUCAAUCUCGCACCUGGAGAUCAAACAUGACCUGCCAUGUCCCGAUGGUCACUGGUCGGCUUCUUCCUCUGCUGAAUGGGCCCAUCGACGUCUGGUAGCGAACAGCUCUGGCGCUCUGGUACAAUACGCGGAUGCUGUUCGACGCUUCCUGACCCCCGAUUCAGAUCUGACCACUCUUCCUGACUUCGAUCCCUACGGCGCCAUCAACGUUGCGCAAUUUUUGAUCUCCAGCGCCCGCGAGAUAUCGGGCUGGUCCACGAUGACGGGAAUGCUUAGUAUGGAGCGAUUUGGAUGCUUGAAGAACUCGCUCACCACUCUCCUGCCGUUCAUAAAUCCCCAGGUCGAUCCCUCAAGAUUGACACAUGCUGCAAUGUGUAUGGCUACCUGGCAGACUGCUAUGCUCGAGCUCCAGAUGUGGUCGCCUUCGCAUACCGGAGGAAUCGUCGGAGGAACGAUGGACGCUAUGCUGAGUCAAUCGACUGCUCUGGCCCCUACGUAUGACUUCCUGUGUGAAGUUGACACUGCCAAAGCAAUUGAGCCCCAUAUUCAAUGGUUUCUGCGUUACCUGGAUGAAACACUUGUCCCAGACUCUGAAGCUCCGUGGAUCACAAUUUAUGCGUACAAGGCAUUCCUUAUUGCCUGGCAGCUUGUCUACGGUGGUGUUGCAGGCGCCAUGCAAGUCGUUGGCGUGGCCGAUGGAGAUGCCGCUGGAGCUUUAUCGUGGGCAAGAACUAUUUUCAAACGCAGAAGCCGCUGGAGAUUAGGCCAGAUGAUUCUUUCAUGUUUGAAUGAUCUUGAAGCUCAUAACGAUGACUGAGCUUGUGACACUACGUCUACUGUAUUAUUAUGAACUUUACAUCGCUUUGAAUAUCAAUUUCACUAUUUUAUAUAUGACUACUCUCUUGCGAGCUCCAUUGCUUCUGUGUCUCCGCAACCCGAGGCUAUUCGGUUUGAAAAACGUACAACAGAGUCCCGUAGUCUCAGUUUCGAACGACACUAGUCCCAU